UACAAAACAAAGUUGCAUUUUCACUGCGUACGAAAAUAUUUCAUUGGAUAUUAUAAAUAUACAUAUAAAGAUGAGCGGCACCAGCAUCGAUCUCAGCCAGGAAGAAGUAUGGGACGACUCAGCUCUCCUUGAAUCAUGGAACGAUGCCCUCCGCGAAUACAAGAAAUAUCACAGCAUACAUAAGAAAGGAGCUACCAAAGCAGAUAUCGAGGCUCUCAAGGCAGAACGAGAUGCGAAUAAUACCGAGCUUGAGAUGGACCUAGAAUCCAAUACUCAAUCCGAACCCAUGGUAGAGGAAUCUUUGCCAGAGAUAGAGCCAACUGAACCUGCGGCGCCACUCUCGGCAGCAUUAGCGGCACCGUCGUUACAUCCACAGGUUGUUCUUGGCUCAAUGAAAGACGAGAAUCUCAAGAAAAUGCUCAUGUCAUGGUACUAUGCUGGUUACUAUACGGGUCUGUACGAGGGCCAGCAACAAGCCGCGGCAAGGUCUAGCUCCUGAGGCUGAUUGCAGCCGACGCUCGAGGUCAAGCAGAUCUGUUUCGAGGAGCAAAGAAACGAUGCCCAAACAUAAGACAAGGGCUAUCUGUGACCACGCAUGCGGUGGAAAACAUGCGUAUCGUCUGAAGCCUCGAACACUGUCGCCGUUGUAGCCGUUUACUUGCAUGCACUCACGCAAACAGCACCGUGCACCAGCCAGCGUUCCCCAAUCCUGGCAUGCGUAUGACGGAAGAAUGGGACGCCAAGUUCUCAUUACCACCAUAGAUGCCGUUUAUGCCGCUGGUAAUGCAGAAGCGACGGGUUGCCUCAUUUCUCGAAACGUGGGCUUGUUUCUUGUGUAGGUUGUCCGCGAAUCUAGCAAUACCCGGUUUCACUAGCCACGAACAGAGGGAAGCCAUAGAUCUGCAUGGAAGUUCCAAAUCCCACUCUGUGCAGUUUGGUGACUGCCCCUCUCAAUCGCGGCUGACAUGUUUUGCGGUUUCAAAGUGCAGCAAACGUUGGGACGAGUACGAAUGUAGGCGGCGCAGCGCGCUUGGCGGUGGCUCUUUUGGGAUUAUAUUGAGGGAGACUAUUGGUGUUUGAUGCUGAAACGAGCUGCUGCAGAGGCAGGCAGGAUGGCUUAGAGUGGCCAGUGUCCUCCAUUUUUAUUCGCUGGCUGGCAGUAAGCACCGCGAUGCUUUUGUUCGAUUACCAACUAACACAACGUUAGUCCGGCUCCAAAAUGUACAUUAUUCAACUAAGGCCAUUGGUUUUAACUUUUGCACGGAUUUUAAGCCUCCAAAUCUUAGCGAGAAGCGAUCCCCCCAGCAAAAUUUACCGGGCCUUUUUUUUGGUUCCUGUGCGGGAUGAUGCGCUGUCUGCGCACAGUCGUUUUUGCACGUCCGUGACCUGGGGGCGGUUUUGGUGUUUCAUAUGAAACACUCCGACGCCAUGGCCCAAGCGAGGCGCAGAACACUGGCAGCAGCUCGACCUGCUUUCGGAACCUGACCUGCACCUGCAACGGGGCUGUGAGAAAGCAGCAGAAGGAGAAGCAUGAGAAGAUGCUUGGUAAACGGUACUCGAAUUUUAAUCGCAAUGAGGAGAAUUUGGCGUUGCGCGCAUAACCGCCCUGGCGACUUACACGACGCCAACUCACCAGACCUUUGUACAUACCACGCUUUCUACGACGAAAUAAUACACACGAUAUUUUUAUCAAAUAAUUUGUUUUUCAUUUGAUUUGUUUGAAAAAUAGUAUUUCAACUUUGUUUCCUUCUCUCCCCAGCUCUGCGCUCCGCCAAACCCCUUCUCUUCUUCACCUGCAACCGCCUGUGUUUGAAGUGCCCACCAAAAAACACCUCCUCGA
Messenger RNA from [Torrubiella] hemipterigena, 1840 nucleotides. The record is from the annotation of a GenBank genome assembly. Lineage: Eukaryota; Fungi; Ascomycota; Sordariomycetes; Hypocreales; Clavicipitaceae.